Molecule: messenger RNA, 1465 nt
Organism: Rana temporaria (common frog)
Lineage: Eukaryota; Metazoa; Chordata; Amphibia; Anura; Ranidae
Gene: ST6GALNAC3
Product: ST6 N-acetylgalactosaminide alpha-2,6-sialyltransferase 3
Exons: 5
Coding region: 110-1030 (306 amino acids)
Biological process (GO): ganglioside biosynthetic process; oligosaccharide metabolic process
Molecular function (GO): alpha-N-acetylgalactosaminide alpha-2,6-sialyltransferase activity
Source: RefSeq, a predicted model, not a curated record
GGAGGUGUCUGGCUGGCUGGCCGGGGAGGGAGGGGGGUGAGGCGGCCUCUGCUGCUCGGAUGGCCGCAGUGUGAGCGGAGGAUCUGCACCGAGGAGGAUCGGCGGGGACAUGGCCGGGAUCCUGAAGAGGGUUCCCGUCCUCGCUGUCAGUUCGGUGUCGGUGUUUCUGCUGUUAAUGGUUCUCCGGCUCAUCAAUGAAGUGAACUUCCUGAAGUUGUUGUCUUGUAUUGGGCAGACCAGCUCCCAGUGCGCUCCUGUGCCAGUUAUGUGGCAGCAGCGGCCUCGGACGUAUCACGAUGGCUACAUUAACAUGAGGACUCAUGAGCCUCUUGAGCUUGACUGCAACCAUUGCGCUAUCGUAUCCAAUUCGGGGCAGAUGAUUGGACAGAAGGUUGGACCCGAAAUCGACCAGUCUUCUUGCAUAUGGAGAAUGAACAAUGCUCCCACCAAAGGCUAUACAGAAGAUGUUGGGAAGAGGACUACAAUCAGGGUUGUGUCUCACACCAGCGUCCCUCUCCUGAUCAAAGACCCCAAUUACUUCUUCAAGGAGACCAAUGACACCAUCUAUGUCAUAUGGGGUCCUUUCAGGAACAUGCGGCAGGAUGGGAAGGGGAUUGUGUACAACAUGCUGCGCAAAGUGGUAGAAAACUACACUGGGGCUAAAGUCUACAUAACGACGGAGAUGCGCAUGAACUACUGUGACAGUGUCUUCAAACAGGAGACCGGGAAAGAUCGAGUUCAGUCUGGAUCGUACCUCAGUACCGGCUGGUUUACUAUGAUCCUCGCCAUGGAUGCUUGUGAAGGGAUCCACGUUUAUGGAAUGAUUAAUGACACAUAUUGCACAACAAAUGGCUUCCGGAAGGUUCCCUACCACUAUUAUGAACCGGGAAGAUACGAAUGUGACGAGUAUAUCCUGCAUGAGAACGCUCCAUACGGCGGUCACCGGUUCAUCACGGAAAAACGUGUCUUUGCCAAGUGGUCGAAGCUGCAUAAUAUAACGUUCUCCCAUCCGGACUGGACAUUCCCUUGAAGAAAAUCAUUUGGAAAUGACAAUGUAACUUUCAGAGCCUCGAAACCAUAAUAAUAACAAACACAAUUCCUAGGAAAACACAUAUCGUAUGCGGAAAGCACUUUAUGCAGCAAAAUUUGGCUUUAAAGUGACAUCCUCAUUUUCUGGCAAGGAGCAUAGCUUCUAGCAGGCAGGGCAAGCGGUGGAAUCACAUGGCUUAGUAUUAUUAUGGGGACGUGUUCCUUGCAACUUUUGUCCUGCACCAUGUUUAUUGGGGAGCACUUUUCCUCUGCUUUUGACAUCACCAGAUCUCCUACUAUGGGGUCAAGGGGAAGAUAGCCCAGUCUCAACCUGGCCUCCUGAGCCUGGUGGAGGCUUCACCCCCUGCAUCCAGGGGCGGACUGACCAUUCGGGCACUCGGACACUGCCCGAGGGCUAGGGGGCCCCACCAGGGUU